Messenger RNA from Manduca sexta (tobacco hornworm), 3326 nucleotides. Its product is annotated as E3 ubiquitin-protein ligase rnf168. The record is from RefSeq and is a predicted model, not a curated record. Gene Ontology annotation, molecular function: metal ion binding; nucleosome binding; ubiquitin-protein transferase activity. Gene Ontology annotation, cellular component: nucleus; site of double-strand break. Gene Ontology annotation, biological process: double-strand break repair. NCBI's taxonomy places the organism in Eukaryota, Metazoa, Arthropoda, Insecta, Lepidoptera, Sphingidae.
AAAAAAAUAAAAAAAAACAUUUGUCAAAAAUGGCGGCCAAGUCAAAGAAUCGGCUGCCUAAAAUUGAAAAUAAGUUGUUGAAAUUAGAUAAAUUGGAAUUAAAAGAUGUUCUAUGUCCAAUUUGCCAAUCAAUUUUAAUAGAGCCCGUAACAUUGCCCUGUUUCCAUGAUUUUUGUCAACAUUGUUUUAGUGGAAGCGUAGAAUAUAAUGCUUUGUGUUGUCCUCUCUGUCGAUUACGAAUUGGAUCUUGGCUAAGGACAGCAACAAAACAUAAGAAUUUAGUGAAUGUCCAGCUCUGGAACUUCAUCAAAUCAAAAUUUCCUGCCGAAGUUACUAAGAAAACGAAUGGAGAAGACAUUGAUUUACCGGAAGAAACGCCUUUACCUCGACUGAGUGCGCAGGGAGAAAUCAGGUCGGAAUAUGAAGCUGAAGUUAAAAGGCUAAAGAUAGAAAGAUUAGAACGAGAAAGAAAACAGUUGCUUGAGACUGAACUUUUAAUAAACAAAAUUAAACAAGAAGAGGAGGAAGCAGAGAAAAAGAAUUUGGAGAGACUAAAACAAGAUGAAAUGCUAGCUCAAGAAAUACAAAAUGAGCAGUUACAAAUUCCUGAACCACAGCCAAGCACACCGCGAAGGUCUAUCAGGAAUACACCUAGACCUAGGCUAAAGGCAACCAAAAUCGAUAAAUACCUAAAGAUAAACACCGCUAAGGUUAAAAAUAGUCCGUUUUGCCUGAACAAUACAAGUUCAGACAGUUGUAUGUCAAAAACUACAACAGUUUCAACUAGUACAUCCACCAGCAGCGGUUCUCCAGAGAUGGUUCCUAGAUAUGGACGUAAAAAUGUCGUAGAUAAAAAAGUUAAACUUGGAACUAAUCUAUGGAAUAAAGAAAACGGGGACAGUUCAAAAGAAAAGAAAGAUGAUACAGAGGCCGCUGCUAAAGAAAAGGAAGAUAAAGGCAAAGGAAAAAGAAAAAAUGCUGGGCCAUCAUUACUGGUUUCUUUGCCCUUGCCAUGUAUACCUGGCAUUCCACAACAGAAGCCCCAAGUCCCUGAUAGAAAUGUAGACUCUAUCAGUGUAGACUCUAUGGAGGAACUGUGCUUUUUUAAACCCAUUAAAAGAACAACUGUUACCAAAGUAAGCGCUGGCAAGGGUUUUCCUUUGCGCAUACCAUCCGUUCACGCCGAUAAGAAACCUUCACUUUCCCCUGAGCCGCCGCCAACACGUGACCAGUAUUUGGAAGCCCUUUGCAAUCUUCGGAGUCUAUCACUUUCGAAUAAUUUGCCAUCAGCAUUCGUUCUUACAUUAGAUAUACUGAAAAAUGAAACGGAGGAUCUUGAUAAAUAUGAAGCUAACCUUAAAUCUAAAGCUAAAAAAGAAUCUAACAAAAGUAAAGUAACGAAACAAGUAGACGGUAUUACAAAAUUAAAUAAUGAAACUAAUUUGAGACGCACCAGAUCAGUGAGCAGCAUAACUAAAGACGAGAAUGAAACGACUCCCAAGAAAUCAAAAGUGAAACAAAGGAAAGUAUCAUCAGAAAGAAAACCGCGCUUGAAGAGUAAUACGAAAAAAGUAAAUCCUAGCAAUGAACACAGUAGUCCACUUCUAAUGACUGAGUCAAUAAAUAACAACAGAGUUAACUUAGCAGUCAAAAAUUUGUCUAGUCCAUUGGAUAACUGCGAUGUUAAAGAAAUAUUGCAGGAACAAAUUAGAGUUAAAAAUCUACUUGAACAAGAAAGCGAUUUCGAGUUAGCACGAAAAAUUGAAGCGGAAUGGAAUUCUAGAAGACUACCAAGGCGGGCAGCUAUCAAACGUCAAGUGACGGUCAACUAUCCUCUGAGACCGACAAAAAAAUUAAAAGUGUGAUAAUUUGUUGCCAAUACAAUUAUUUUCAAAGCAGGGGAAUUCAGAUUGAAUUGUUUAUUUUUAAUUUUAUCAAAUUGAUUGAAAGUUAUUAUUAUUAUUGUCACACGAACUUUUAAUUCAUCACGCAGUUGAAUAUGUUUUUAAAAAUUAAUUAAUCCACUUCUCGGAUUGGUUUAAAUUUCAAAAUGUAUAUUUUUUCUUUCUUAUACAGGUGUGCCGAUAAGAUAACCUCUUUUUUUCUCACCGAUUAUUUAAGGUAUAUUUAAAUUAUAUGUUUAAGUAGAUGUUGUAAUACGAUCUAACUAGUGAUGAAAGUAAACAAAGAAAAGUCGAAAAUUGGUCGCUUCAUUCGAUUGAAUAAUUUUCAAUGACUGCUGUAACGGUUUCAAAUAUUUGUAAUAAUGUAUGUAAACUUGUGGUAAAUGAAUGGUAUAAAAUAUCUUAUCUUCUUGACACUACUACUAUUACCCGAAAAGAUAUUUUCUUUCAAUCUAAUUGCAAAUAAUGUUUGUAAGGUCUGCUAUAGAAGUUCCUACAGUUAAAUUGUAAGAUUUCAAUAUAAAUAAUCUUUCCAAUGUUAUGUGUGUACGCGAAACCAAAGCAAAUCAAUUCAUAAAAUAAACAUAUUUUUGUAGAAUUUUCCCAUUAUGUUUUAGUUGCGGUACGUGCACCUCGCCUUCAUAGUAGGUACCUACAUAAUUAGAAUUUGAUUCGGAGAACUAAAAUUUUACGCUGUUUUACAUAUAAGUAUAUCGAACGUUCUAUUAAAAUAUUGAAACCCUUGGAAGUCAAUAAUACCAUCGUGUCAAAACCAAAUUCUCGGAAGAAUUGCGUUUUAUAAAACUUAAGUAGUCUGCUGCAAAAUUUUGUUUGUGGCCCCAAUUAGGUUUUAACAGAAUUUUGCGUUGAAGCUAACCUGACGAGGAUAAAAAAAAAUAUUCUUAAAACACUGGGAUUUCCCAGUGAUUUUGAGAAUUAAAGGUUCAUUAAUUCCUACUCGAAUAUCAAGAUCUUAUAUUUAUUUACCGUACGAUUUUGUUGAAGACUCUUCCUCGAGCAAGCAGCCUUGAGCAUUCGUUCUAUACUUACAUGUUCGGCGCACGAGGUCCGGAGGGAAUUUGCAAAGAUUUAUGAAUAAUUUACAUAAAAAUCAAUUUUAGGUCUUUUUGAAAAUUUAAGACUACAAAAAUAUUCUUUAUUAAAUUGUUUUGGUUGCAAAUUAAAAUGAUAUUUUUUUUUCUGUUUUAUAAAUUUUGAGUAUAUAGCUUCUAAAAAUACGAUUAGCUCGCCGUUUUGUUGGGGGAGCACCUUAACAGACAAUUUUGUCCAAGGUUAUUACAUGAUGAAGAAUAACUAACUUUCCUGAAUUUCUAUUGUAAUAGAGUCUUGCGGACUGUAUCUCAUCUUAAAGCUGAUAAAAAAAAUAUAGCAAUCAGUGAGUGAAAUAAACUCUAAAAAGUU